AUGCCGCUCUUCAAAGAAGCCCCUCCCAAGGUCCUCGUGCCGGAGAAGCUGUCCCCGGAUGGCCUGGCCCUGUUACGCAGCUCACUCGAUGUGGAAGAGCGAAAGGGCCUCAGUCCGGAGGAAUUGCUGGAGAUCAUCCCGACCUAUGAAGCUCUGUUGGUCCGCUCUGAGACGAAAGUCACCGCGCCGGUCUUGCGGGCGGCUCGGAACCUCAAGGUCGUUGCACGUGCGGGAGUUGGCGUUGACAAUGUUGACGUCGAGGAAGCCACAAAGCUCGGUAUCGUGGUGGUCAAUUCGCCUUCAGGCAACAUUGGCGCCGCCGCCGAGCACACGAUCGCCUUGAUGAUGUCGAUGGCAAGAAAGAUCCCGGAGGGGUGUGCCAGUCUGAAAGAGGGCAAGUGGGAGCGAAGCAAAUUCGUUGGCGUCGAAGUCAAGGGCAAGAUCUUGGGGAUUAUCGGCCUGGGGAAGGUCGGACUGACCGUUGCUCGGCUGGCCAAAGGCCUGGGCAUGACUGUCAACGCGCUGGAUCCGUAUGCAUCGCCCGCCGUCGCGGCGUCGGCGUCGGUCACUCUCGUCUCGUCCCUCGCGGAGCUCCUUGCGUCGGCCGACUUCCUGACCAUCCAUACGCCCUUGAUUGCCUCCACCCGCGGUAUGAUAGCCGAAGCCGAACUGGCCCAGAUGAAGCCCGGCGCCCGCAUCCUCAAUGUGGCUCGGGGCGGAACAAUCGACGAAGUGGCCCUGUUGGCGGCACUGGAAUCCGGUCACCUAGGAGGGGCAGCCGUGGAUGUGUUCACCUCAGAGCCUCCAGUACCAGAGUCCACGGCAGCCAAGUUGAUUGCCCAUCCACGAGCAGUGGUCACACCGCAUCUGGGGGCCUCGACGGUCGAAGCCCAGGAGAAUGUGUCAGUGGAUGUCUGUGAGCAAGUGCUUGAAAUUCUGAAAGGCUUGUUACCCCGAAGUGCGGUCAACGCCCCCAUCAUUCUACCCGAGGAGUAUCAGAAGCUACAGCCCUUUGUGCGCUUGGUUGAGAAGAUCGGCAGUCUGUAUACACAGCAUUAUGCGACUGCGCCUGGUGGCUCGAUGACUCGAAACACCUUUGACCUCAUCUAUCAAGGCGAAGUUGCGAGCAUCAACAACACAAAACCCCUGUUUGCCGCUCUGGUCAAAGGCCUAUUGUCACCCAUCAGUAGUACCGAGGGCAUCAACAUCAAUAUCGUGAAUGCCGAACUGGUAGCCCGCGAGCGUGGGAUCUUUAUUUCGGAACAGCACUCCCGUGAUCCUUCUGAACACUCCUCCUACUCAUCGCUUGUGACCCUCGUGGCACGACCGCCGUCUCGCGCUUCUUCCAGAGCCCCUGCUGCAACAGACACUGGCGGUGCUCCCCAGGUACAGCACCAACGCAUCAUUUCGGGCACAUGCUCCGGUGAUCAGCCAUUGAUCACCCGCCUCGGCCGGUUUGAAGCCUCCUUUGAGCCGCAAGGAACACUUCUUAUCUGUGAGAACUAUGACUCUCCCGGCAAGAUCGGUGUGGUUGGAAGCAUUCUCGGGCGCGAAGGCGUGAACAUCAAUUUCAUGACUGUGGCCCCGGUGUCUCCUAAACUCGCUGUCGGAGGCAACAUUGAGGAUAUCAAAGCUACCAAAGACGGCCCCGCGAGUGCCGAUCCUGCAUCGAAAGAGGCUUUGAUGAUUCUGGGCGUUGAUCGCGGCGUUUCUCAUAGCGUUACUUCGGAUUUGGUCAAGGAAGGCGGCGUUCUGAGUGCUUGUGCCGUGACUCUGUAG
Messenger RNA from Penicillium argentinense, 1779 nucleotides. RefSeq lists its product as uncharacterized. The coding region runs from base 1 to 1779 and encodes 592 amino acids. The record is from RefSeq and is a predicted model, not a curated record. Lineage: Eukaryota; Fungi; Ascomycota; Eurotiomycetes; Eurotiales; Aspergillaceae. The transcript has 3 exons. Gene Ontology annotation, biological process: L-serine biosynthetic process. Gene Ontology annotation, molecular function: phosphoglycerate dehydrogenase activity; NAD binding.